Didymodactylos carnosus is the source of this 1581-nucleotide messenger RNA. NCBI's taxonomy places the organism in Eukaryota, Metazoa, Rotifera, Eurotatoria, Philodinida, Philodinidae. The record is from the annotation of a GenBank genome assembly.
AUGUGUAUUGCACUAUUAACCAAAGCAUUGUGUUUAACUGCAACUUUAAUUAGUUUUGUCUCUGGAGAAAUCAGAGAUUGUUCUCGUUGGGAGAAAAUUGGUAUUACAGUGGCUGGCACUGCAGGAAAAAAUGGUUCGUCAUCAACUGAAUUAGCCUGGCCAUCACAUGUUAUUGUCGAUAAUGAAAAUAAUCUUUAUGUAUCUGAUCGUAAAAAUAAUCGUAUACAAAAAUUUUCUCCUGGUUCAAAAACAGGCAUAACGAUUGUUAAUUCAACCUAUAUAUAUCAACCAGCUGGUUUAUCUUUUGAUCAAAAAGAAAAUAUAUUAUAUAUCGUUGAUCUGAAGGGACUACAGAAAUGGACAAAAGAAGACGGAGUCGUAUUAGUUCAUGAAGGUCAUGGUGUUCUUCGCGAUGUAUUUAUCGACAAAACAGGAACUAUUUACGUAUCUGAUUCCGGUAGCGGAACAGUUUUAAAAUUAUUCCCUGAAACAGUUGUAGCAGGUAUAGCAAAUGAGAAAGGAUCAGCUGCAAGUCAACUGAAUAAAUGUGACGGACUAUUUGUUGAUUAUGAUGGUAAUGUGCUCGUGGCUGAUAGUGCAAAUAAUCGAAUACAAAAAUGGAAACCAUUAGCAUCAAGUGGUAUAACGGUAGCAGGAAAAUUAAAAAAUGGAUCAGAUGAUUUAUCAUUAGAUAAUCCACUCGGCAUGAUCUCAGAUGAAAAUGAUAAUGUUUAUGUAUCGGAUCAGAGAAAUCAUCGAAUUCAAUUGUGGAAAAAAAAUGCAACAACUGGCAUCACCAUAGCUGGAGGAAAUAAAGACGGAAUUGCAAUGAAUCAGCUGAAGUAUCCACAUGGACUUGCUUUUGAUUCAGUUGGAAAUUUGUAUGUAGCUGAUCGUUAUAAUCAUCGAAUACAAAAAUUUGCAAUUGAUAACAGCCAAUGUUCACGUACGUUUUGAAUUGUUAUAUUUUCAUAGUUUUCACAGUUAGAGCUUGGGCCACUUUGAUUAGAGUAUUUCAAAUGACUCAAAUACCUGAAGUACUCCUGUAAGCCAUGCUUCCGGAUCUUCUUCGGCUGCUUCCGAAAAUUUCGUAAAAUUUAUACGAAUAAAGUCGUCGUGCUUUCGUUCUUCCUGAUCUGUAUCUUUAAUGAUGAUAAACUUUUUGGUGGUUGGCGUUUUCAUGGUACUGGUAAGAAAAUCCUUGAUUGUCUUCUUAAAUUCUUGGUGCCGGUUAGGAUUAAAGAGUUUCGAUCAUUGGGUGAUGAGGUAUACUGCACAUCAGCUAUUUGCAAUUUCUUAUAAUUAAUUUUUGAUCUUGUAUUCAAAUAUAUUGCAUUUGACAUACGCCAGCGACCUCUACCACGUCUGCCUUAUGACAGCCAGAAUAGUGAUAUAUACGAUGUUAUUUCAAAUAUUAUCCCAUCUCCUUUAUGAGAGCGAGGAUUCGGUUGGGCCCACACUUGUUAACCUCUCGUUCUAGGCGGGGGGGGCGGGGGGGGGGGGGGGGGGGGGGGGGGGGGGGGGGGGGGGGGGGGGGGGGGGGGGGGGGGGGGGGGGGGGGGGGGGGGGGGGGGGGGGGGG